This is a messenger RNA of Oncorhynchus kisutch (coho salmon), 3457 nucleotides long. RefSeq names its product zinc finger protein 362a (gene znf362a). The record is from RefSeq and is a predicted model, not a curated record. NCBI's taxonomy places the organism in Eukaryota, Metazoa, Chordata, Actinopteri, Salmoniformes, Salmonidae. Gene Ontology annotation, biological process: regulation of gene expression. Bases 117 to 1475 code for a protein of 452 amino acids. The transcript has 9 exons. Gene Ontology annotation, cellular component: nucleus.
GCACCCAGAAGUGAACAGUAGGCGACCCGGAAGGUCUGAACUCCGACUGAAGGCAAGCAAAAGGAACAUCUUAUUAUUUUAUAAAAUAUCAUUAAAUCUACCAUCGAGGUGUCAGGAUGGCUGAACCUCGUUUUAAUAAUCCCUACUUCUGGCCCCCACCACCCAACAUGCCUGGCCAGCUGGAUAACCUUGUGUUGAUCAACAAGAUCAAGGAACAGCUGAUGGCUGAGAAGAUCAGACCGCCCCACCUGCCGUCUUCCACAGUUCCCUCCCAACAGCAACUGCUGGGGAAUCCUACACAGACAGAAGGUGGGCAGCAUGUCCAGAUGUCAGUUGAGAAACUGCAGCAGAUGCAACAAGAACUCCAUGCCCACAGCCCGUCCCAUCCAGACAUUGCCCUGCACGCCCGGCCAGCCUCCAGCUCUGUUGCAGGACGUAUUCUUGGUGAUGUAAACUUUAAUCUGGAUGAUAAAACAGCUAUAAAAGCUAGAGGAUUGUGGGAAGACUGGCAUUUGCGUCAAAUCAUAGACCAACCCUCUAGAACGAACCACCUGUCAGGUCUGCCACUUUCCUCUCGAAUGGGCAACCAUAACACCUCAGAGGCCGUCACUCUGACCACACCCACCUCCAAUAGUCUGAGCCGACUAGGCGGAGCCCCCUCACCACAUCAUGUCCUCUCAGGCUUGGCCAGUGGCCCUGGGAUGGAGCAAAUCAAAAGUAACGGAGGCCUUGCUGGACUGCUGGGGCCCCCUCCCAAGAUGGAGGGGCGAGGCCGUAAGAAGAUAAAAGCUGAGAAUGGUGGUGGCUCUCUGUUGGUGGUGCCUUACCCCAUCCUAGCCUCAGGCAACGACCAAUCCUGCCACACCAUCACCCCCAAACAGGGCAAAUGCUACAGGUGUAAAUCGUGCCCGCUGACCUUCUUCUCCAAGUCAGACAUGCAGAUCCACUCCAAGUCCCACACAGAGGCCAAGCCUCACAAGUGUCCUCACUGCUCCAAAUCCUUCGCCAACGCAUCCUACCUGGCCCAGCACCUCCGCAUACACCUGGGCGUCAAACCUUAUCACUGCUCCUACUGCGAGAAAUGCUUCCGCCAGCUCUCCCACCUGCAGCAGCACACCAGGAUUCACACUGGAGAUCGGCCCUAUAAAUGUGCCCAUCCAGGUUGUGAAAAAGCCUUCACUCAGCUCUCCAAUCUGCAGUCUCAUCAGAGACAGCACAACAAAGACAAGCCCUACAAGUGUCCGAACUGCUACCGUGCCUACUCGGACUCCGCCUCACUGCAGAUCCACUUGUCUGCGCAUGCCAUCAAAAACGCCAAGGCCUACUGCUGCAGCAUGUGUGGCAGAGCCUACACCUCAGAGACCUACCUUAUGAAGCACAUGUCCAAACACACGGUGGUGGAACACCUGGUGAGCCAUCACUCUCCACAGAGGACGGAGUCUCCCAGUAUCCCCAUACGUAUCUCCCUCAUCUGAGCACUUCGCCCUGACACCCUACCCUGACACCCUAACCCUGACACCCUACCCCUGACACCCUACCCCUGACACCCUAACCCUGACACCCUAAUCCUGACACCCUACCCCUGACACCCUACCCCUAACACCCUACCCCUGACACCAUACCCCUGACACCCUACCCUGACACCCUACCCCUGACACCCCUGUAAGGUCACACCCCUCCACUUAAGCGUAAUCAAUCCCAGAUAUUGGCUUUUAUUUGUUUGUUUGUAUACCCCAUGUGGGUUUCAAAAAUGGGUCAAACUGUAUUUGUACCUUAUCAAGAGGUAGACUUUUUUUUCUGUCAUCUAUAUGGUGUGAUUGGGUAAUGUUUGGGACAUCCAAAGAUGAUUUUACAGCACUUUCAGGCCUCAUAGUAUUGGCCCAAAAAGUUUUUAGUCUACUAAGACAAUAAAAGGCAUUGCUCCAGGCAGCUAAAAAGUUAACCAUAGGUGUUAUAAUGCAUUAAAGGACCACUCCUAUGUUUUUCUAUAUUGUCCUUUUCUCUCUUUACGCUUUGCUAAAGUAUAUUUACAUUGGGAACUUUACCUUCCUUUUGGUUAGGUCAACUAAAUCAUGUAUCCAAGCAUUUUUUUUUGCCACGCCUAAUGUCAAUGUUUGCAUCACUUUUGUUACUUAAAAAGGAAUUGUUCUCAUGUAAGCUUUAUAACGCUUAAGUAUGUCUUUUAGACAACAAUGCACACAAAAGGCUUUCAAAAUGGAGGGCCAUUACCUAUGUUUUAUUGUUGUAGUUUUCAUCUUGUUAAUAUUAUUGUCCAUGGUAUUAAAAAGGACACUGCUUAUGGCAAUCCUGAAAAGCACCAAAAUAUAUUUAGAAUCUGAUGUUGGUAUUUGUAGAAACUCAGCAUGUAAGAGUCUAAAUAUUUUGGUGACGUAUUGAAGAAAUGUAGCACAAAGAAUUGUCCAUAAUGGAACUGACAUAUUUGUUGGUUCAAGCCAUUCCAGUACCUGACAGAUUUUCAACAAGAUUUGAAUGGAGGCAGACAACUCAUUUCAAAUCGAAAUGUAUGAAAUAUCUUAACACACAUUCCAUUAUAUGUAACAUUUCAAUGUGACUCAAUUGAACCCUCUACCAUGUGUCAUGCUGUGGUCAAUUACAUGCAUGAGCUCUGCCUGUGUGCUACAAAGAUUUGUUUGCCGGCGUUGAUGAGAAAGGGGUCUCCUCAUAUUUCCUUUUAUCUUACCUAUGAAAUAGGAAAGGAAAGUACAAAUACGAGAAUCCACAGGUUUGAAACCAAAUGAAUGUAAUCCUUCUUAAUUUGUAUAUUUUCCCCGUGUCUGCCAGUGAUGGAUAUGGUGUGCUAUCUGGUAGAAAAUGGCAGAGCACAUUACAAAAUGUGAUACCUCCUGGCCUUUCAUUGGUUAACACCUGUGAAGCUCUUUGCGAAGAACAACAUGUGCUGCCUCCUCACUGUCUCCUUUUCUAUUGAGUGAUUAUUUGUACAUAUAUUCUGCAUCUAUGUCCUGCAGGUUAUUUUAUGCCCUUUAAUGUUUAAAUUGAAAAUGAGUAAAUUCCUGUUUUGGGUGUCUCAUGAAAUAUGUAUAGAUAUCUUUAUGUACAAAAAGACCUCCUUGUGUCUUGUAAUCAUUUUGCUCUCAUGUCUAAAUAUGAAUGAUUAACAUUUUUGUUAAUUUUAUACGCAUUUAAGCCUUAACUUGUAUCAUUGUAUUACAUUUUAUUUGUCCCAUAUUGAUGCCUCUCUGUACCCAGUGUUUUAUGCAUUUUAUUUCAUAGCAUGGAAUAUACUGUAAAUAAACUAUAUUAACUGUUAAUCCCUUUUCUAUAGUAAAUGAUUAUAUAGGUCUAGCUAUUAUUACAAAAAUCAUUGUUUCAUUUGUCAUGCAUUGUGGUACCAUGUCCACAUUACACACAGUCAAGACUUAAGAGUGAAUUGACUUUGUGUAAGAAUGAGCAAAAAAAUAAAACUAUUCAAAUGUUC